AUGGCAGAACACGAACGGAAUUUCCGGACUCAUUUUUAUGAGAAAGUCGGCUUUAGAACUGUGGAGGAGAAAAAGUCAAUUGAAAUAUUGUUGAAAGAGCAACCGAUCAAGAAGGAUAAGCUCAUUCAGUUUUCUCUCCGUUUUGGCAUACCUGCCAUGUACAGGACAUAUGUCUGGAAAAUUAUACUGGGUAUUUUACCUGUCUAUUUGAGCAGCCAGGACUUUGUGUGGAGCCAUCGUGUGGAACAGGUGAGAGAGCUGCAGAGGGCUGUGGUCUUGCUGAGCCCAGAGUCUGUCGACUGCCUACAGGAACAUACAAUUCUCAGAAUGAAGCUGAUACAGGAAGGACGUUUGCCAAUGCAGAAUAAGUUUGUGGAUCAGGACCCAGAUAACCAGUACUUCCUGUCCAUUGUUCAAGCAGUCUGCAGCUUAGUGAGUUCAGAGGUCGAUCUCUUCUGGAUCUCCACACGAUUUUAUCGCUACAUCAGCCAGUCAUUAUACGCCAAUUUGCAUCUCUUUCCGGAACACACAAUGCAGUGUUUAAGGUCAGAAGAGCAAGGGCAGAAACUCUACACCCAUUUGGCUCAGCAUCAUGUCAUCAGUGAUCUGCCCUUGAUGGAUUGGUUCCACACUUGCUUUGCCAACAUCCUUGCGGAUACUUCCUUGGAGAGAAUCUGGGACCGUAUCCUGGGAGGAUCAAGUUACAUCCUAGUGUACGUGGCUGUAGCCAUAUUUCUCAUUCUGCGUCGUCCCUUGCUAGCCAUGCAGUCUGCAGAAGACAUGAUCAGCUACCUCAAACAGAUACCUGAAGAUUGUGGAGACAGGAUUGUGAACGAAGCCAUCGAUCUCAUGCACCGAUACUCCGGGCAGAUCCCUAAACCUGAAUCUCCCGGCAGUGAAAGUGGUAGAAACUCUACCAAGUCCGUCACUGACAGCCGUCGCAACUCAGGGUCUCUCAAGCCAAGUCGUCGCGGGUCAUUUGACAAUGCUGUUUCAGGUGAAAAACUGGCCAGGAAUUUGAAUGAUGGCAAGUCGGUGACGAUAGAGAUUGCACGGAAAUCUCCAGGGUCCAGUGAUAAGCCAGGAUCUUGA
This is a messenger RNA of Candidula unifasciata, 1092 nucleotides long. NCBI's taxonomy places the organism in Eukaryota, Metazoa, Mollusca, Gastropoda, Stylommatophora, Geomitridae. The record is from the annotation of a GenBank genome assembly.